AUGACAAGGUCUAGUACAUCAGGGGAACCCUUAGGGUCUAGUACAUCAGGGGAACCUCUAGGGUCUAGUACAUCAGGGGAACCCUUAGGGUCUAGUACAUCAGGGGAACCCCUAGGGUCUGGUACAUCAGGGGAACCCCUAGGGUCUGAUACAUCAGGGGAACCCCUAGGGUCUAGUACAUCAGGGGAACCCCUAGGGUCUAAUACAUCAGGGGAAGCUCUAGGGUCUGGUACAUCAGGGGAACCCCUAGGGUCUGGUACAUCAGGGGAACCCCUAGGGUCUGGUACAUCAGGGGAACCCCUAGGGUCUGGUACAUCAGGGGAACCUCUAGGGUCUAGUACAUCAGGGGAACCUCUAGGGUCUGAUACAUCAGGGGAAUCCUUAGAGUCUGAUACAUCAGGGAAACCCCUAGGGUCUAGUACAUCAGGGGAACCUCUAGGGUCUGAUACAUCAGGGGAACCCCUAGGGUCUGGUACAUCAGGGGAACCCCUAGGGCUAGUACAUCAGGGGAACCUCUAG
Ylistrum balloti is the source of this 519-nucleotide messenger RNA. Its product is annotated as circumsporozoite protein-like. The record is from RefSeq and is a predicted model, not a curated record. The transcript is spliced from 2 exons. Bases 1 to 519 code for a protein of 172 amino acids. Lineage: Eukaryota; Metazoa; Mollusca; Bivalvia; Pectinida; Pectinidae.